Varanus komodoensis (Komodo dragon) is the source of this 3763-nucleotide messenger RNA. It is a transcript of the gene USP44, whose product is annotated as ubiquitin specific peptidase 44. The transcript has 5 exons. NCBI's taxonomy places the organism in Eukaryota, Metazoa, Chordata, Lepidosauria, Squamata, Varanidae. The record is from RefSeq and is a predicted model, not a curated record. Gene Ontology annotation, cellular component: cytoplasm. Gene Ontology annotation, molecular function: zinc ion binding; cysteine-type deubiquitinase activity. The coding region runs from base 1263 to 3434 and encodes 723 amino acids. Gene Ontology annotation, biological process: protein deubiquitination.
UUCAAGGAUAGGCUGGACAUGCACAUGGUAGGCAAGUCAUGAGUAGAGCCAGCAGGAGCGGAGGGGGGGGGGUCAGAAUAGAUGACCUGGGGGACCCCUACUGACUCACUCUUUUUAUGAAUUCCUUAGGGGAAAAAUGGAAUAACCAUAGAAUAAAUAAACUGCAGAAGAGGCCAUUGCUCAUAAAAAACAGAAAACAUUGCUAGAAAGAGGCUGAGCACUUAAAGAAUAUGCAAAGCUGCCACUGCAUUUGGAUGUAGAUGACAUUUGUGUGAGCCAGUGCCUCCGCAUGAGCAGUUUAUAAAAGUGUAUUGCCAUUCUCCUGAUGAUAGCAAUUAACAUUACAUAGCUGCAGUCCCAUUCUGUGGGAAGCAAGCAGGACAGAAGCUGCCUUGAUGCCAUCUUCCUGAGUCACAAAACUUUCCCAUUUAUGUGAGCAAAAUCUACCUGAACUAAUUAUAUUACCCUUCUAGUUAACCCUGAUGUCCUGUAUGAAGUAUUUGAAGUGCCUCCUUCUCUUUUAACUAGUAUGUGUCUUCAAAAAGCCUCUUGCAUGAUCCUCAUGUGCAACAUAAAGGUCUUACUUUAAGUGUUGUAACAGCUCUGCAGGUGAUGGCUGGCAACCCAACACAGGAGAAGGGGUUAUAUUCCAUUACUAAAGCAACAAGCCCUCUUCUGUUAGUGUUAGAUCUUUACAUGUGAUUCUGUGCUUUGUUGGCACUAAAAAUGCACUUUUGGCUAAAAAAACAGGCAUCUCUAAGGCACGCAUCUUAUAAUGAUUGUGUAAAUAACCGUAAGUACUUGAAGAACCUUGUCCUUGAGAGUCCUUUUUUGGGAAAUUCUGAAGUGGAAUUUGUUUAUCAAGUACUAAUAUGAAAGAUGGUACUGCUAUAAUCUAAACCUGUAUUACUGGUAUGUCUGAAUCUUAACAUUGGGUACUUUAAUCUUGGCUAAUUUGUGUUCCUUGAAGCUACCAUCUGAAACUUUGGAGAACAAAGAUUGGAUCUGAAUAGCUGGAUUGAUUAACUACAAUUGAAGAAAGAGAUUUGCUUAUUGGGAAGUAUAGAUAUAGAAUGAAUAAAUAAAAAUGAUAAUAUUUAAAAUAAGCAUUAUUAGUGAGCAAACGUAUAAUGUAUUCCACAGAGUCUAACAUAGCAAAUGAAACUAAUCUUUUUUUCUGCUUUCAGGUCAAAAUGAAAAGACUCGAGAAUUGUUUGGAUGAUGCAUUUCUGUAGUAUUUUGUCAGCAUUGUAGUAUUGACAAUGGAUAAGUGUAAACAUAUAGGACGGCUGCGGCUUGCCCAGGACCAUUCCAUUGUGAAUCCUCACAAAUGGCAUUGCAUGGUUUGCAAUACUACAGAAUCGGUAUGGGCCUGCCUAGGUUGCUCACAUGUUGCUUGUGGAAGAUACAUCGAGGAACAUGCACUAAAGCACUUUCAGGAAAGCAGUCAUCCAGUUGCAUUGGAAGUGAAUGAGUUGUAUGUUUUCUGCUACCUUUGUGAUGACUAUGUUCUUAAUGAUAAUGCAACUGGUGACAUAAAACUCUUGCGAAGUACACUAAGUGCAAUCAGGAGUCAAAAUUAUGGCUGUACUACUCGUAGUGGCAGGACUUUGCGAUCAAUGGGCACAAGUGAUGAUCUUUCACAUAAUAAUGCACAAGCCUUGCUUCGUAAUCAAGAUCGUAUGUUCACAGCUCUGUGGCACAGGAGGCAUGCAUUAAUGGGCAAAGUGUUUAGAUCUUGGUUUGAACUAACACCAAGUGGAAAGAGGAUUUUAGAAGAAGAGAAACUAAGGGAACAGGCAGAAGAAAGAAGGAUCAAUGCUAAGAAGAAACGAGAAGAGCGGAAGCGCCAGUUGAAGGAAGAAAUGGAAAAAAUGCCCCCAAGGAAGAGCUUUCGCUUGCAAAAUCAAAAAGAAUCCUCAAAGAUUCCACUAUAUGCACUAAAAAUGCCACAACAUUUGGAUACUGCUGUUGAUCUAAAAGUAGCGGCUACCUCAAAUGAAGUAAAAUUAAAAAAAAAUAAUGACUCUCCGGUUAAACGAAGACCUACUGUGACUCCUGGUGUAACAGGAUUACGAAACUUGGGAAAUACAUGUUAUAUGAAUUCUAUUCUUCAGGUAUUGAGUCACUUGCUCAUAUUUAGAGAAUGUUUUUUGAAGCUUGAUUUGAACCAAACUCAAGAGUUGUUAGCAGCUGCAGCCAAUGGAAAAACAAGAUCUUCUUCUAAACAUCAUACAUUAACUGGCCCUGUUUUUCAUGUGAAUGAAAGCCACAUGAAGGAGAAGACAUCUUCUGUAAGGCGAUCCAGCGUGUCAUCAGGCCUAAGUGGUGGAGCAUCACACAGUAGAAAUAUGGAACUUAUUCAGCCUAAGGAGCCAAGCUCAAAGUACAUUUCUCUUUGUCAUGAACUACAUACUUUGUUCCAAGUCAUGUGGUCUGGCAAGUGGGCUUUAGUGUCCCCUUUUGCAAUGCUCCAUUCUGUCUGGAGAUUAAUCCCAGCCUUUCGUGGUUAUGCCCAACAAGAUGCUCAGGAAUUUCUCUGUGAACUUUUGGAUAAAGUGCAGCAGGAACUGGAGACAGCUAGGACAAAAUGUCCAGCCCUUAUUCCCACUUCUCAAAGGAAACUCAUUAAGCAGGUUUUGAAUGUGGUCAAUACUAUUUUUCAUGGACAGCUUUUAAGUCAGGUAACAUGCCUUGCAUGUGAUAAUAAAUCAAAUACUAUAGAACCCUUCUGGGACUUGUCACUGGAAUUUCCUGAGAGAUAUCACUGCAAUGGGAAGGAAACAACCUGUCAGCAUCCAUGCUUGUUGACAGAAAUGUUGGCCAAAUUUACAGAAACAGAAGCCUUGGAAGGAAAGAUAUAUGCUUGCGAUCAGUGCAACACAAAACGAAGAAAGUUUUCUUCUAAGCCUAUUAUACUCACAGAAGCACAGAAGCAGCUUAUGGUAUGCCGACUACCUCAAGUUUUGAGAUUACACCUUAAACGGUUCAGAUGGUCAGGGCGUAAUCACCGUGAGAAGAUUGGUGUGCAUGUCAGUUUUGACCAGAUGCUAAACAUGGAACCCUAUUGCUGCAGAGAAUCUCUAAAGUCUCUUGUACCCGAUUGCUUUAUCUAUGACUUGUCUGCUGUUGUGAUGCAUCAUGGAAAAGGAUUCGGUUCGGGACACUACACUGCCUAUUGCUACAAUUCAGAUGGAGGAGUAUGGGUACACUGCAAUGAUUCCAAGCUCAACAUGUGCACUAUGGAAGAAGUAUGCAAGGCACAGGCCUACAUUUUGUUUUAUACCCAACGAAUUACUCAGGCAAAAGGGCAUUGUAGAGUAUCAGGUCUUGACUCACCGUCUGGAAAACAGCCAAAUACUGAAGUUAAUUGUUCCAGUGUAGACAGUACCAGUGAAGCCAAAGCCAGUUUACUGAGCGCAGUUCAAGUAUGAAUUGGCACUUGUACAUGUAUUGAUACAAGUGCAGUAUUGUACUAAAUUUGUCUUGUGAAAUUGUAUGUGUUCAAACCUUUUUGUACUUGUUAAAAUACAUUUUGGAAAAGGUUUAGUAUAAAUACAUUACUGAUGGUACAGAACUUCCUACUUUACUAGAAGAUUGUAUAGUUUUUUAAAAAAAAGAAAAUUGCCAUUUGAAUUUUAAAAUCUUACCUCAAGCUGUUUUUCAGCAUUUUUAUAUUCUAGUGUAGAAAUAUAGGUGAGGAAUUUUGGUGGGCAACUUGUGUAAUUCUAUUUUUUUAUUAAAAUGUGCAUUUUAUACCACA